CAGAACCGAAGCAGGGCAUCGCGUUCUCGGCUUCUCGCACACACACACACACACACCCGCCUCCGUUGCCGUCUCACCCCCUUCCCCAUCUCUCAUCGCCAGUUCGCCACCACCCCCCGAUCCUGCUGCUCCUCUGUCCUCGGCGCCUCCCAUGAAACCCUAAUCCCCCCAAAACCCUGACCCCGACCAGCACUGCCUCCGCCGCUAUGUCGCCCCCUCUGCAGGCGCCCGACUACAAGCACAUCACGGAGGAGUGCCUCCGCGAAUGGAAGGGCCAGUCCGCCGGCGCCUUCCGGCUCCCCGAUCCGGUCCCCAUGGCGCGCUUCCUCUACGAGCUCUGCUGGGCGAUCGUGCAAGGCGACCUGCCGCCGCAGAAGAGCCGCGUGGCGCUGGAGUCGGUGGUAUUCGUGGAGGAGGCACGGCGAGAGGAGGAGCUCGGCUCGGUGCUCGCUGAUAUCAUCGCUCACCUAGGGCAGGAUAUUACAAUAUCUGGUGAAUAUCACAGCCGUCUUGUUAGAAUGACCAAGUCAUUUGUGGAAUCCUCGAUUACCGCACCUAGGCUUCUGCAAGAGCGGUGCGAAGAAGAUUUCCUUUGGGAGGUUGAACAGAGUAAGCUGAAAGGCCAAGAUUUAAAAUCCAAGGAGGUUAGGGUCAACACACGACUUCUUUACCAGCAAACUAAAUUCAACCUCUUGCGAGAGGAAAGCGAGGGCUAUGCUAAGUUGGUGACACUCCUUUGUCAAGUUGGUUCAGAUCUGGCCUGCCAGAAUUCUUCUUCAGUUACAAUCAGCAUUAUAAAGUCAUUGAUUGGUCAUUUUGAUCUGGAUCCAAAUCGUGUAUUUGAUAUUGUGUUGGAAUGCUUUGAAGUCUAUUCAGAUAGUAACAUCUUUCAUCAGCUCAUUCCUCUUUUCCCAAAGUCCCAUGCUGCUCAAAUUUUGGGGUUCAAAUUUCAGUACUAUCAACGACUCGAUGUCAACAGCCCUGUUCCAUCUGGACUUUUCAGAACAGCAGCUUUAUUAGUCAAAUCUGGUUUCAUUGAUCUCGAUAAUGUCUAUUCUCACUUGCUUCCAAAUGAUGACGAGGCAUUUGAGCAUUUUGAUUCUUUCAUUUCAAGAAGAAUUGAUGAGGCUAAUAGAAUUGGCAAAAUCAAUCUUGCUGCUACGGGAAAGGACCUUAUGGAUGACGAGAAGCAAGAAGUCACUAUUGAUAUGUACACAGCAUUGGAGAUGGAAAAUGAUAUAGUUGGGGAGCGAGCCCCUGAGAUGGAAAAGAAUCAGAAAUUUGGGCUGCUUCUUGGUUUUCUCUCUGUGCAUGACUGGUACCAUGCACAACAACUCUUUGAGCGUCUUGCACACCUAAAUCCUGUUGAGCAUAUUGAAAUUUGUGAUGGACUAUUUAGAAUGAUUGAAAAGACAAUGUCUUCAGCCUAUGAUAUAGUUUGUCAACUGUAUUAUUAUUUACCUCCUAAGAAUGAUGUUGAUCUACCGAAAGAGUUUUUCCAAAUGCUCACCGCUUGUGGACCAUAUCUUCAUCGUGAUACUCAAUUACUUCAAAAGGUUUGCAGAGUACUAAAAGCAUACUACCACUCAUCAAAAGAGUCUACCCGUGCAGCAAAUGUAGUUUCACCAGAAUUUUGGAUUGAAGAGGCACUUGGGUCGUGCUUGUUUCCUUCGUUGCAGCUUAUCCCUGCCAAUCCUGCUGUUGAUAUGGAGAUAUGGGGGGUUCUUUCACUUCUUCCUUAUGAGGCACGCUACCGUCUAUACGGUGAAUGGGAGAAGGAGACUGAACAAAACCCAAUUGUCCUUGCUGCAAGGCAAACUGCAAAGCUGGACACCAGAAGGCUCUUAAAACGGCUGGCUAAGGAAAACCUGAAGCCGCUUGGGCGCAUGGUGGCUAAACUUGCUCAUGCAAAUCCGAUGACCGUGCUUCGAACAAUUGUCCAGCAGGUCGAAGCAUACAGGGAUAUGAUCACGCCAGUUGUGGAUGCUUUUAAGUACUUGACUCAGCUGGAGUACGACAUCUUGCAAUAUAUUGUAAUUGAACGCUUGGCUCAAGGUGGCCGUGCAAAACUCAAAGAUGAUGGUCUUAACCUGUCAGAUUGGCUUCAAUGUCUUGCAUCCUUUUCGGGCCACCUGUGCAAAAAGCAUAAUGCUGUGGAGCUGAAAAGCCUUUUGCAGUACCUUGUUAAUCAACUAAAGAAGGAUGUGGGCAUUGAACUUGUUGUCCUGGAGGAGCUCAUUCAGCAAAUGGCGAAUGUGCAGUACACUGAGAACAUGACGGAGGAACAAGUUGAUGCUAUGGCAGGAAGUGAGACUUUGCGGCAGCAAGCUUCACUAUUUGGAGCAACAAGGAACUAUAAGGUGUUGAGUAAGUCUACAAACAGGUUGAGGGAUUCAUUGCUUCCAAAAGAAGAGCCCAAACUUGCAGUUCCUAUGUUACUGCUUAUUGCUCAGCAUCGGUCCAAGAUCAUAAUAAAUGCUGAUGCCAAUGCCACAUAUAUCAAAAUGGUCAGUGAGCAGUUUGAUAGAUGCCAUGGAAUACUGCUUCAGUAUGUUGAGUUUCUUUCAAGUGCCAUAACUCCAAUCGCCUAUGCUCAAUUAAUACCUCCUUUGCAAGAUCUGGUGCACCAAUACCACAUUGAGCCAGAGGUUGCUUUCCUUAUGUACCGCCCAGUGAUGCGACUUUUUAAGAGCACGAAUGGUGGUGACACUUGUUGGCCUCUUGAUGAUAAUGAGGAAGGAGAAUCUGUAUCAUCUGAUGAUCUUAUCUUGCAUCUUGACUCGUCUCAGGAACCAAUCAUGUGGUCAGAUCUUAUUAACACAGUCCGGUCAAUUUUGCCAACAAAAGCUUGGAACAGUCUUUCACCAGACUUAUACGCUACUUUCUGGGGCUUAACGCUCUAUGAUCUUCACUUCCCAAAAGACCGUUAUGAUACAGAAAUCAAGAAGCUGCAUGAGAAUCUCAAACAAUUGGAGGACAACUCGGAUAACUCUAGCAUUGCAAUUUCAAGACGUAAGAAGGACAAGGAGAGAAUCCAAGAUUUACUCGACAAACUGAACAGUGAAUCUCAGAAGCACCAACAGCACAUUGCAUCUGUGGUCCAAAGGCUAGCCUGUGAAAAGGAUAAGUGGUUGAGUUCAAGUCCGGAUGCACUGAAGAUCAACAUGGAGUUCCUACAGCGCUGCAUAUUUCCACGCUGUGUUUUUAGUACGCAGGAUGCUGUAUAUUGUGCUACAUUUGUCCAAACACUACACUCCCUUGGGACUCCAUUCUUUAACACAGUCAAUCAUAUUGAUGUCCUUGUCUGUAAGACCCUACAGCCAAUGAUAUGCUGUUGCACAGAAUUUGAAGCUGGCAGGCUUGGAAGGUUUCUUCAUGAUACAUUGAAGAUGGCCUACUAUUGGAAGAGUGAUGAAUCUGUGUAUGAGCGUGAAUGCGUAAACAAACCGGGUUUUGCGGUAUACUUCAGAUACCCAAACAGCCAGCGAGUAUCUUAUAGUCAGUUUGUUCGGGUUCAUUGGAAGUGGAGUUCAAGAAUCACCAAGGCGCUUAACCAAUGCAUGGAAUCAAAAGAAUACAUGGAAAUCCGAAAUGCCCUUAUUGUGCUUACAAAAAUUUCUAGUGUCUUUCCUGUGAUUCGUAAAAGUGGUGUCAAUCUUGAGAAACGAGUAAGUCCCUUACCAGCCAUUUCUUAUGCUGCUUGCAUAUUUCUCACCAAAUUUUUUGACCAGGUGGCUAAACUUAAAGGGGAUGAGAGGGAAGAUCUCAAAGUUCUUGCUACUUGUGUAGCUGCUGCUUUAGCUGCUCGCAAGAGUUCUUGGCUAUCUGAAGAAGAGUUUGGCAUGGGCCACAUUGAUCUGAAACCAGCAACAACAAGAUCUGUGCCUGGAAACCAGUCAGCCGAUCCCUCGAUGGCAAAAGAUCAAAAUGCCCGUGCAAAGUCUGAAAGUAGGCAUGAAAGGUUAGAAGGUGCUAUGAAGCCUGAUGUUCAACAAAAAAAGAGCUCUGUGUCCGCAAAUGGAUCUGAUAAUCAAAUACCAUCUUCCGCCGUACAAGGGAAAUCUUCAGGGAUUGUACGUGUAGCGGAUGAACCUCCAAAGCCUGUAUCUGAUGAGGGGGUUAAGGUUUCUGUGAAGCCUAGUUCAGAAUCUGAGAUAAGGGCGCCACAAAAGCGUGCUGCGCAUAAUGCUGGGAAGAUACUGAAGCAUGAUGUGGCAAAGGAAGAUGGAAAAGCUGGAAAAUCUACCAGCCGGAAUUCUAAUCAACAAGCCUCUACUGUUCCUGUUGACAGAGAAGCUACUCAGGCAGCUGAUUCUGUCCAAGAUACCAAUUCUGCUAGUAGCAAUGGUAACUUGCAUCCAGCGCCACGAAAAGCUUCAUCCUCCCAAAGAAAUGCAGUGUUGGCUACACAUAAUGGAGCAGUUAAUCCAUCUGGUGAGUCUACUGAUCUGACUGACGCUACUGUGAGACAGCAAAAAAGAUCGGUUCCAGCUGAGGAGCAAGAUAGAUCAAGCAAACGGAGGAAAGGAGAAACUGAACCCCGAGAUACCGAUUUGAGUGAGCACCAUAUAGAAAAGGAAAAGAGUUUGGACUCACGUGCCGGAGAUAAGUUUCGUUCGGUGGAUCAUGAGAAGAGUGCUAGUGAGGAACAGAACUUAAGUAGGGCAGAAAAAAUGAAAGAGAAAUUUGAUGAUAAAUAUGACAGAGAUCCUAGAGAAAAAUUGGAUCGAGCUGAAAGGCGCUGUGGGGAAGAUGCCAUUGAUAGAGCAACAGAUAGAUUGUCAGAUCGGAGAGAACGUUCUAUUGAAAGGAUGCAAGAGAGAGUUACAGAUAAAGCUCCUGAAAAAGGAAGAGAGGAUAGAAAUAAGGAUGAGAGGAAUAAAGGUAAUAAAUAUGCUGAAUCUUCAGUUGACCGGACACAUUCUACUGAUGAACGGUUCCGAGGGCAAAGUUUGCCACCGCCUCCACCUCUUCCCACAAGUUUUGUACCCCAAUCAGUUGGUGCUAACCGAAGAGAAGAUGAUGCUGACCGAAGGGGUGGGAGCGCUAGGCAUAUUCAAAGGUCAUCUCCCAGGUGUGAUGAGAAAGAAAGGAGGCAGUCAGAGGAGAAUGCUUCGUCAUUUCAGGAUGAUGGAAAACAUAGAAGAGAGGAGGAUCUCCGUGAUAGAAAGCGUGAAGAUCGGGAUGUUCUAUCAAAUAAGGUAGAUGACAGAGACAGGGAAAAAGGAACUGCUAUGAAGGAAGACAGCGACCCUAGCAGUGCUUCCAAACGAAGAAAGAUUAAGCGAGAACAGUCUUCUUUAGAAGCUGGGGAAUAUGCACCUUCUGCUCCUCAGCCUCCUUCCCAUGGAACUGGCAGCCCACAAUUAUCUGAUGUACGAGAACGAGAAAGAAAAGGUGCAAUUUCACAGCAUCGUAGCUCGCACACUGAUGACCUUCCUAGGACGCAUGGCAAGGAUACAAGCAAGCCGAGUCGUCGAGAGGCUGACCAAAUGCAUGAUAGGGAAUGGGAAGAGGAAAAGCGACCAAGAACUGAAACAAAAAGGAAGCACCGGAAAUAGCUGAUCAAUGCUGGCAUGGAUUCAGUCAAACUCAUAAAAUUCAUCCAAGCGCAGUAGCGGAUAAAUUUCAUGUUUUCUUCUGUGAGAAAACAUGUUUCAGUAUAACUAAGCAUACUGUUUAAGAAUAUACUGCUGGCGCCAGUUAGGGAGAUGUGGAACUUAUCAGCUUAGGAACAUAAAGUCUUUUCUGCCCAGGACCGCAACUAGAAGCUAGUCAAUGCGAAUUUAACCUACGGAGAUGGGGCAUGUUUAACUUCAUACAUUUUGUGCUGUAAACAAUGUGAAGGUCAAGAAAAUACAUAUGGGUGAACAUAGACGUGUGGCUCACCAUCCGGCUAUUUUGUAUUGUACAAGUACUAACUGCUAACAUGUUGUAGGAAAGCAUUUGGAUCACCAUUUUUUGCACGGUCUAGUAAUAAUGUUAGGGGGACAGAAUGAUUGAAAUGUACAUAUUGUGGUCGGAAAUUUUGCUUAGCUUUUUUCUGUUCAGUUUUAUUCUUUUUUAUUAAAGUUGGCUCUGAA
Messenger RNA from Panicum virgatum (switchgrass), 6083 nucleotides. RefSeq names its product THO complex subunit 2-like. The record is from RefSeq and is a predicted model, not a curated record. Gene Ontology annotation, cellular component: THO complex part of transcription export complex. Gene Ontology annotation, biological process: mRNA export from nucleus; mRNA processing. The transcript has 32 exons. NCBI's taxonomy places the organism in Eukaryota, Viridiplantae, Streptophyta, Magnoliopsida, Poales, Poaceae. Gene Ontology annotation, molecular function: mRNA binding. Bases 207 to 5561 code for a protein of 1784 amino acids.